CUCUCCUAAAAACAAAAUGGCAACUAAUUCAGCCACCUCGGUAGCUUACUAGCCAACAUUAAACUGAUGCAUUGAAGCUCCUUUGAUAAUUUGUAUAUUAAUGUGUUUUUAACACAACUUGUCUCUUAGUUAACUUUGACGUAAUUUUCUUGUUAAAUGUACUACAUUGUUAAGAUUGGUACUGAGCUUAGACUAGGCUAGUCACUAAUGCUAGCUAGCUAACAUCCCUGACUAUGAGCUCGCUAAACUACUCCCCCACUGCUAAAGAAGAGGAGGUCUGCUGGACAGAGAAAUAAGCUCUGGGGCUGAACAUUGUCGUAAAAGAAGAAGAAGAGGAGGAUGUUACAGUGAAAGAAGAGAAAGAACCGUUUGGAGUGGAAGAGGGGGUAGAGGCUGUCACAGUGGAAGAGGAGGUAGAAGCUUUCAAAAUGGAAGAGGAUGCUAUCACAUUGAAAGAGGGGGCUGUUACAGUGAAAGAAGAGAGAGAACCGUUUGGAGUGGAAGAGGAGGCUCCCUCAAUAAAAAAGGAGGACAUUUUGGGAGUGAAAGAAAAGGAAGAAAUGGGGGAGGAGACUGAAGACCUGAUUAACACCAGAGAGAGACCAGACUCGCACUCUGACAAUUGUCCUUCAGGGGAUCCAGACCCGGAGAAGAGUCCUUCGGGGGAACCAGACCCAGGGAAGAGUCCUUCAGGGGAACCAGACCCAGGGAAGAGUCCUUCGGGGGAACCAGACCCAGGGAAGAUUCCUUCGGGGAAACCAGACCCAGGGAAGAUUCCUUCGAGGGAACCAGACCCAGGGAAGAGUCCUUCAGUGGAACCAGACUUAGGGAAGAGUCCUUCAGGGGAACCAGACCUAGAGACGGCCAAACCAGUAGGACGACACUGUUGCUCCCACUGUGGAAGGAGAUUUACCAAGUUACACAACCUAAAAGAGCACGAGAGGACACACACAGGAGAAAAGCCUUUCCAAUGUUCCCAGUGUGGAAGGAGUUUUAGCCGGUUAGACAGCCUGAAAAUGCACGAGCGAAUUCACUCUGGAGAGAAGCCCUACCAGUGCUCCUAUUGUGUAAUGAGUUUUUCACGAUCACAGGCCCUCAAAAGGCAUGAGAGGACACACACAGGAGAAAAGCCUUUUCAAUGCUCCCAGUGUGGAAAUAGUUUUACCCUGUUGGCACACCUGAAAUCACAUGAGAGGACACACACAGGAGAAAAGCCUUUCCAAUGUUCCCAGUGUGGAAAGAGUUUUACCCGGUUAAGGACCCUAAUUAGGCAUCAAGGAAUACACAAAGAAGGAAGGAAGACCUUCCAUUGCUCUCAGUGUGGAAAGAGUUUUACUAAGUUAUGGGGCGUGAAAAUACAUGAGAGAAUUCACUCUACACACAGAGGAGAAAGGCCUUUCCAAUGCUCCCAAUGUGGAAAGCGGUUUACCCAGUUAGGGAACCUGAAUUUACAUAAGAUAAUUCACUCCGGAGAUAAGCCUUACCACUGCUCUCAGUGUGGAAAGAGCUUUAUCCGGUCAUGCCAUCUCAAAGAGCAUGAGAAAACACACACAGGAGAGAAGCCCUUCCAAUGCUCCCAGUGUGGGAAGACAUUUUCCCGAUUAAGGUAACUGAAAUCCUAUUACAUUUCACACACUCUUAUCCAGAGAGAAUAACAAUUGGUGCAUUCACCUUAAGGUAGCUGGGUGAGACAACCACAUAUCACAGGCAUAGUAAGUACAUUUUCCCUUCGUAAAGUAGUUCUCAGCAAAGUCAGUGCUAGUAGGAAAAGACAAGUUCAGGUCAGAUUUAUUGAAGAUACUCUUUGAAGAGGUAGGGUCAUCGUGGUUUUCGGGAAGAUGGGCUGGGACUCUGCUGUCCUGACAUUAGGGUUCCAGUAUUGGUGUGCCAGGACAGAGAAUAACUUUGACUGGGCUGAUUGGGAGCUGGUGAGAGGGCCAAGAGACCAGAGUUGGCAUAACGGAGUGCUCGGGUUGGAUGGGUUGUAGGUAGGGAGGGGCAGUUCCCUUGUAUGCACCAGGGUCUUGAAGUGGAUGUGAGCUUUGACAGGAAGCCAGUGGAGUGUGUGGAGGAGCGGGGUGAUAUGGGAGAACUUGGGGAGGUUGAACACCUGGCGGGCUGCGGCAUUCUGGAUAGGUUGCAGGGGAGCCCAGCCAACAGAGAGUUGCAGGGGAGCCCAGCCAACAGAGAGUUGCAGGGGAGCCCAGCCAACAGAGAGUUGCAGGGGAGCCCAGCCAACAGAGACAAGUGCCUGGAUUAGGACCUGCACUGCUUCCUGUGUGAGGUCGGUUUGUAAUCUACGGAUGUUGCAGAGCAUGAGCCUGCAGAAGUGAGUCACUGCUUUGAUGUUUGCAGAGAAUGACAGGGUCUUGCCAAGGUUCGUUGCACAUGAGAGAAUAACGAAGCUAUGUUCGGUCUCUUGUUUUUUGACUGAGAAUUUGUGUUUUUGUUUAUGCCACAUGAAAUCAAAUUGUGUGAAUGAAAUCAUACAAAAAAAUGGCUACUUUUGUUUUAAAAUGUUCUAAUGUCCAUUUUAUUUUCAUUAAUAACAAUUCUUGUAAUUCCAAGAUGGCGUAGCAGUGCAGACGUGGUUUGUCGUCCUCUCGUUAACUUUAGUAUUUUGUCUUUUUUGUAUAUAUUUAAAUGUAUUUUCAAUCUGUUUUCCAUUUUUAAAUUAAAUAUACCUUCUGUAAAUAUACCUUCCGGUAACCCGCCUCACCCAAUGUGAUAUGGAUCCACUAUUUUUUUUAGACCUUAUAGCUAGAACCCCCAUCAGAACCUAGCCAUCAGAAGCUAACCAGCUAAUUAGCUACUAGCUAUUUAGUCAUUGUUACCCACUGCUAGCGGUCUUUACCUUCUGCACGGACACCAACCGUUUUUUUUGCCUGGAUAAUGCUGCCAGCCUGCCAGUAUCGGAUUGUUUUCUCCACUACAACGCCGUAUUCCUGCCGUAAACCCUGGACCAUUACUCCUGAUCAUCACAGCUAGCUAGCUGCCACCGAGUGACCCAGCCCUGAAGCUAGCCCUGUGCCAGGCCCACCUCCCGGCCGACUCUGUGAUCAGUCGUUGCCUCCCGGACUCUACCCCAACACGGCUAGAAUCCACUACACCGGAUCCUUACCGUAAGCUUCUGGACCUUUGCAUCGGAUCAUUGCUGCUAGCUAGCUGCUACCGAUUGGCUAUAGUGGCUAACGCCCCUGCCCCGAAGCUAGCACCAGUUAGCCGCAAGCCAGGCGCAUCUCCCGGCUAGCAAACUAAGUGACCAGACCGGACACGUCGCGUGUGUAACCGAUGUGAAAUGGCUAGCUAGUUAGCGAUGAUACGCGCUGAUAGCGUUUCAAUUGGUGACAUCACUCGCUCUAAGACCUGAAGUAGUUGUUCCCCUUGCUCUGCAAGGGCCGUGGCUUUUGUGGCGCGAUGGGUAACGAUGCUUCGAGGGUGUCUGAGAUUUCCAUACCCAGCUACAACAUUUUCCAUCAAGAUAGAACUGCCAAAGGGGGUGGAGUUAGUCUGCAGAGUGCUGUCAUACUUUCCAGGUCUAUGCCCAAACAGUUCGAGCUUCUAAUUUUAAAAAUGAAUCUCCAGAAAUAAGUCUCUCACUGUUGCCGCCUGUUAUAGAUCCCCCUCAGCUCCCAGCUGUGCCUUGGACACCAUCUGUGAAUUGAUUGCCCCCCGUCUAUCUUCAGAGUUCGUUCUGUUAGGUGACCUGAACUGGGAUAUGCUUAACACCCCGGCAGUCCUACAAUCUAAACUAGAUGCUCUCAAUCUCACACAAAUUAUCAAGGAUCCUACCAGGUAAAACCCCAAAUCUGUAAACAUGGGCACCCUCAUAGAUAUCAUCCUGACCAACCUGUCCUCUAAAUACACCUCUGCUGUCUUCAACCAGCUACUUGCCCAAGCCUCCCCAGCUUCUCCUUCACCCAAAUCCAGAUAGCAGAUGUUCUGAAAGAGCUGCAAAACCUGGACCCGUACACAUCAGCUGGGCUAGACAAUCUGGACCCUCUCUUUCUAAAAUUAUCCGCCGCCAUUGUUGCUACCCCUAUUACCAGUCUGUUCAACCUCUCUUUCGUAUCGGCCGAGAUCCCUAAAGAUUGGAAAGCUGCCCCGGUCAUCCCCCUCUUCAAAAGGGGAGACACUCUAGAUCCAAACUGUUAUAGACCUAUAUCCAUCCUGCCCUGCCUUUCUAAAGUCUUCGAAAGCCAAGUUAAUAAACAGAUCACUGACCAUUUCGAAUCCCACCGUACCUUCUCCGCUGUGCAAUCUGGUUUCCAAGCUGGUCACGGGUGCACCUCAGCAACGCUCAAGGUACUAAACAAUACCAUAACCGCCAUCGAUAAAAGACAGUACUGUGCAGCCGUCUUCAUCGACCUGGCCAAGGUUUUCGACUCUGUCAAUCACUGUAUUCUUAUCAGCAGACUCAACAGCCUUGGUUUCUCAAAACACUGCCUCGCCUGGUUCACCAACUACUUCUCAGAUGUGUCAAAUCGGAGGGCCUGUUGUCCGGACCUCUGGCAGUCUAUGGGGGUACCACAGGGAUCAAUUCUCGGGCCGAAUCUUUUCUCUGUAUAUAUCAACGAUGUCGCUCUUGCUGCGGGUGAUUCCCUGAUCCACCUCUACGCAGACGAGUCCAUUCUGUAUACAUCUGGCCCUUCUUUGGAUACUGUGCUAACAAACCUCCAAACGAGCUUCAAUGCCAUACAACACUCCUUCCGUGACCUCCAACUGCUCUUAAACGCUAGCAAAACCAAAUGCAUGCUUUUCAACCGUUCGCUGCCCGCACCCGCCCGCCCGACUAGCAUCACUACUCUGGACGGUUCUGACUUAGCAUAUGUGGACAACUACGAAUACCUAGAUGUCUGGCUAAACUGUAAACAAUAAUCGCUGAAGCUGGAGA
Molecule: messenger RNA, 4894 nt
Organism: Salvelinus fontinalis (brook trout)
Lineage: Eukaryota; Metazoa; Chordata; Actinopteri; Salmoniformes; Salmonidae
Product: zinc finger protein 70-like
Exons: 2
Coding region: 429-1610 (393 amino acids)
Biological process (GO): regulation of transcription by RNA polymerase II
Cellular component (GO): nucleus
Molecular function (GO): DNA-binding transcription factor activity, RNA polymerase II-specific; RNA polymerase II cis-regulatory region sequence-specific DNA binding
Source: RefSeq, a predicted model, not a curated record